Hordeum vulgare subsp. vulgare (domesticated barley) is the source of this 1505-nucleotide messenger RNA. RefSeq lists its product as uncharacterized. The coding region runs from base 16 to 1095 and encodes 359 amino acids. The record is from RefSeq and is a predicted model, not a curated record. NCBI's taxonomy places the organism in Eukaryota, Viridiplantae, Streptophyta, Magnoliopsida, Poales, Poaceae. The transcript has 8 exons.
CCUGACCCUCCAACGAUGUGCUCCUGCGCGCCCCUCCCCCACCCACCCUGCAAACCCGCGCCAGCGCCACAUCCAAACCUAAACCCAAAGCUCAGCGCCGCCUCCGCGCACGGACCAACACUGCUCCGCUGCGCCCUCGUCGCGCGCGCGGCCGCAAGGGACGAUCCGCCGCCGGCGCCGUCCAGCUUCGACUUCCUGGCGCUGAAGCGGGAGCUCGAGGAGCAGGAGGAGGCGGUGGUCUCUGUGGAUGUGACGGGGGGAGGAGGAGACGAGGUUGUUAACGAGGAAGAUGACGAGAGGGAGCCGAAGAGGAUUGGUAGCAGCGGGAGGAGGACGGGGAGGCAAAUGGCGAGGCGGUCGGGGCUGCUAGCGAAGCAGGUGAUCAGCGUCAGCUCAGCGCGGAGCCUCGGGUUCGUGUCUCAGCUGUGGGUCGACGCCUCGUCGGGCACGAUCUACCAUCAUGACGCAAUGCCUUACCGUGUUAUCUGUCAUCACGAGUUCACGACCACGAGACCAAAUUGGGUUGUUGCAUUGGUUGAAGUGAGGCCAAGCUUGCUUUCAGGAGAUGCGGACAAAUUCCUUUUUGAGGAUAUAUAUCAGGUUGGAGAUGUUGUGCUUGUUGAGGAUGAAUCUGUGGUUGAGAACGAAUUUAAGCUAGUUGGGCUGCAUGGCUUGGUUGGCUACAAUGUUGUCACUUCCAGGCGGCGCAAUGUCGGUAAGGUGCGUGGCUUCACUUUUAACAUUAACUCAGGUGUUGUGGAGUCUCUUGAGCUUGAUUCAUUUGGGCUUACUAUUGUCCCUGCUAGUCUGGUAAGCACAUACUGUUUAUUUGUCGAAGAUGUGCUUGAUAUAGUUUCUGAUACAGUCGUGGUGCAUGAAAAUGCAAUUUCCCGUGUUCAACGGUUAACACAGGGCAUCUGGGGCACCCAAAAUAUCCAAGGACCUGGCGAUCAGAGAGGCGAGUACAACAGGUAUGGAAGGCGGAGAGCUAGGCCUGUUAAGAGACAAAAUAGUCAGGGGAAGCCCACGGGCCAAAAACUCCAUAGGAAAACGUGGGAUCCGGAGGAUGAGUGGGAACUGCCAAUGGACUAUUGACACACGCGCGCACAACACUAGCGGUUCCGAUCUUCCCGUCCUGAGAAAAGAAGUGCUGUCCCGCUGUUCUAGUUAGUGCUCAGCUACAAUAAGAUAUGCCAGGUUUUCUACAUGAUUGGAAGAUGACGAAUCCGAAAGGAAAUAGUUGGCCAUCUUGGGCGAGCUUUGGCUGGGUGGGUUAGUGAAAAGCGAGUAUGUCUGCCGACCUCCGACGUCCUAAUUCUGGUACAAAAUGACUCAUUUGUAGUGAUGAAGCUUCUUUUGACUUGACUGACACUGAAUGACUGAAGUAUAUAUGCGUGUAAUCAUGUAGUGAUGGACUACCACCGGAGACUGAAGUAUAGCUCUAGCCAGAAUAUCAAAAUUCUUGCUAUAUUGUUACAAAAGGAAAAACAGUUUGGUUGCUGAAA